AGCUUAAAUAAAACGCCAUCUGUGAUUUGCGCAUCUCUCUCCUUUCUUUAGACUGAUUUUUUUGGAUCACUCUCCUUUUACAUUCAUCUUCGAAAUUUUUGUAAGUUAACAGUUUCUCAAAAACUAAGGAAAAACGACUACAAAUGGCAGAUCAACUUACCGAUGAUCAGAUCUCUGAGUUCAAGGAGGCAUUCAGCUUGUUCGACAAAGAUGGAGAUGGUUGCAUUACCACAAAGGAGCUUGGGACUGUGAUGAGAUCACUGGGACAGAACCCCACUGAGGCAGAGCUCCAGGACAUGAUUAAUGAAGUUGAUGCUGAUGGGAAUGGAACUAUUGAUUUCCCUGAGUUUCUCAAUCUCAUGGCUAGGAAGAUGAAAGACACCGAUUCCGAGGAGGAGCUGAAAGAGGCCUUUAGAGUUUUUGACAAGGAUCAGAAUGGUUUUAUUUCUGCUGCUGAGCUCCGCCAUGUGAUGACAAACCUCGGUGAGAAGCUUACAGAUGAAGAAGUUGAUGAAAUGAUAAGGGAGGCAGAUGUUGAUGGUGAUGGCCAGAUAAAUUACGAGGAAUUUGUCAAAGUCAUGAUGGCAAAGUGAUCAACCAGAGUCCCUCCAAAAUUAAAAUGGAAGGAUUCUUAAAAGGUUAAGGAAGGAUUUCUCUUUUUCCUUUUUAUGUUAUUUUCUAUAUUUGGGCAAUUUUUAUUUAACGUUGUUGAAUCAAGCUCUUAAAAGGCAGUUGUGAUCUAUCUAUGGUUGUGAAUGCUGGAUGUUACCUUUAAUGUCAUGUUUCUAAUGUAUUGCUAAACUCAAUUGCCUUUGGCAGUUUGUUUUCUUUUAGUAGUCUCUUUGAACUUGAAAUUACCUUGAAUGAUUCAAUGCAAUCUGUUGGAUUUUUGGAUUA
Messenger RNA from Manihot esculenta (cassava), 897 nucleotides. RefSeq names its product calmodulin-7. The transcript is spliced from 2 exons. Lineage: Eukaryota; Viridiplantae; Streptophyta; Magnoliopsida; Malpighiales; Euphorbiaceae. Gene Ontology annotation, molecular function: calcium ion binding; enzyme regulator activity. The coding region runs from base 144 to 593 and encodes 149 amino acids. The record is from RefSeq and is a predicted model, not a curated record.